AUGGAACUGCCUAUGGUUGACGUUUCCCUCCUUAGCCAAGAUUCUAACGAGAAAUCUAUAGUCAUCAAGCAGAUUCAAGAAGCUUGCCAAACUUGGGGCGCUUUUCACGUUAUUAAUCAUGGGGUAUCCGAAGCAGUCAUACAAGCCGCCAUGGAAGUGAACAGAAACUUCUUUGACUUGCCGGAGAUGAUGAAAAAGGAGAUAUUGGAGCUUGGUUCCAGGGACAUGUUCAGCCCAGUAAAACUGCUUACUUUUCAACGCAGUGCUCGGGGCAGUGACCUGCUCCAAAGGGACUUAGUGAGGCUUUAUGCCAAUCCUUUUGAAGACUUCAUUGAUUUCUGGCCCACCGAACCUGCGGAUUACAGGGAGAAAAUGGGAAGGUACACGAAGGACGUGAGAAAAUUGGGCAUCACAUUGUUUGGAGCCAUCAUGGAAAGCUUGAACUUGGGUCCAACACACCUUCAAGAAAAUUUCGAUAAAGGAAUGCACAUGGUUAUAGCAAACAGUUACUCACCACCAACUCCAGAAUCAAGCAUCAAGAUAGGUGUAGCUCCCCAUUCCGAUCAUGGCAUCAUCACCAUUCUCCUGCAAAGCUCACCGGGUCUUGAGGUCCUGGACAUGGCUGAUGGUAAAUGGAAAGCUCUUCCUUGCCCAGAAGGGUCCCUUCAAGUCCUUGUUGGAGACCAUCUGGAGCUAUUAAGCAAUGGAAUAUACAAAAGCGUUUUUCACCGGGCAACACUAAGUACCCGCACUACUAGGAUGUCUUUAGCUAGUUUUCAUAAUUUUGAACUGGAUGAGGUGGUUGAGCCUGCUACUGAACUGACUGCUGAAGAUUGUCCUAAAAGAUACGAAGGAUGCAGCACAAGGGACCUCAUCAAAGAUAUCUAUUCUGGAGAAGUUGGACGUCUCAUUGAUAGGCUUAAAAUCUGA
This is a messenger RNA of Coffea eugenioides, 930 nucleotides long. Its product is annotated as flavanone 3-dioxygenase 3-like. Lineage: Eukaryota; Viridiplantae; Streptophyta; Magnoliopsida; Gentianales; Rubiaceae. The record is from RefSeq and is a predicted model, not a curated record. Bases 1 to 930 code for a protein of 309 amino acids. The transcript is spliced from 3 exons.